AUGGCAGAAUUUCAGAGCUGCAUUGAUAACUGCAAAUUGAUAGAGUUGAGUGGAAGAGGAGCGAAUCACACUUGGUACAACAAUCAGGAUUCCAGUCCCAUCACAAGGAAGUUGGAUAGGACUCUAAUCAAUGAAGCUUGGCUGUCUGCUCAUCCUCAAUCUAACGCAUUAUUUGAUACCCCGGGUGGAUCUGAUCACUCCCCAAUACUAGUGACUACAGCCACUGAUAUUGAAAGAAGGAAAGUUCCAUUCAAGUUCUAUAAUCUUUUCACAACACAUCCGGACUAUCCCAACUUACUUGACAAUGCAUGGUCUUCUCCAUCUGUUCGAGGCACGUCAAUGUAUGAGCUUUGUCAGAGGCUUAAAGUGGUUAAAGUGGGUUAUACGGAGCUAAACAGAAAGAACUUCAGUAACAUUCAAGCCAGAACAGCGAAGGCCCAUGAAGCACUAAUUCGAAAACAGGCUCAAAUCUUGUCAACUCCGUCUUAG
This is a messenger RNA of Camelina sativa (false flax), 489 nucleotides long. RefSeq lists its product as uncharacterized. Lineage: Eukaryota; Viridiplantae; Streptophyta; Magnoliopsida; Brassicales; Brassicaceae. Gene Ontology annotation, molecular function: catalytic activity. The record is from RefSeq and is a predicted model, not a curated record.